AUGGAAGAGAUUUCUGUAUCGUUCCAGAUCUUCUAUAUUGUUGUCCCUCUAAUCAGCAUAAUUGGAAACUCCUGCUUAGUCUAUGUAACUAUUCGGUCGAGAAAAUUGCGAAGCGCUUGCAACAUCUUCAUCGCAUUGAUUGCUGGAAGCGAUGUUCUUCAUAUGUUUGCUCAUUAUAUUAUGCUUUCAGUUUAUCAUUUCUCAUCGAAUCAGCGAAUAAACCGCAGCGUGUGCAUUCAGUUACAACUCUUGCCAACAUUUGGCGCAGGCCUCUCCUCCAUAAUCAUAUUCAGCGUUGCUAUCGACAGACUAAUGUCAUUGCAAAAGUUCUACUAUAUGCUUACUAAAACGCACUACACUCUAUAUAUUGCUUCACAUUUGGGAAUAGCUGCCAUGCUCAUGUUGGCUGUUGUCAGUUGCGCUUGGGCAAUGCGAAAUUCUGAUGAGGUCAUCUGUGGCAUAGCGGAUGCUAUGCAUGGUCAAUUAUUUAUGCUAUAUUUGACCGCACUAAGCAUAAUCGGUCUACUUACUCUAAUCACAUAUGUCGCCUUUCUUCUGAAAGUGAGAAGAAUGACCAUAAAUCGAGAUAAGAAGGAUAUCUAUCGUUCAUUGCUCGUAACAAAUUUUUUCAUCGUGUUUGGGUGGCUUGCAACUGGAUCCGGAAUCGUUGUGAAUGAUGUCUUUAACAUCGCGAUCGAUAAUUUUUCUUUGGGUUUGGUUAUCGGGAUAACGGGAAACAUCUCUAUCGCGUCCAACUUUUUCGUAUACUAUGCAAUCAGUAAACAAUAUCGCACAUCAUUUGAUCACUAUCUGCGCAUCUCUUCUAUUAAGUCCGCUCUGGGGCUUACCACUUCAACAUUCACAACCUCGGUUAUCACGUUUAUUAAAUGAUCGAUGCUUGUGCCUGCUUCCGAUUUGACGUAUUCGCAG
Cylicocyclus nassatus is the source of this 930-nucleotide messenger RNA. The record is from the annotation of a GenBank genome assembly. Lineage: Eukaryota; Metazoa; Nematoda; Chromadorea; Rhabditida; Strongylidae.